AUGUCCUCUGCCAUCUUUGAUCCUGCUAUGCUCACUGCUUCUCCCUCACCCUCUCCUGAGCCUGAGGAGUGCACCCAAAACAAUGGCGACACCACUCUCGACACUGUGCCUCCAAAGGAGCCACAGGAAUCCAUCGCCAAUUGGAUCGAACGGUCCUGGGCGGUGGUACUUGAUACCAUGCACAUUUGCAUGAAGAUGUCGCCUCCUCCAAAACCAGAGCUCCUGGAGGAGCAAGAGUCGUGGCUCCAUGACUGGAAUACCGCUAUGGCCGAUAUGACUUCCGUCUUCAAACGGGCGUGCGCCAUGCAGCUGCAUGUUUUGAUUGGUGACGUGGACACCAUAGAGCUCAACAAGGGCAAACUUGCCGCCAAGACUUUGGCGAAGGCCGUCAAGGCAUGGAAGGAGAAAGCAGAGGAGUCGGCUUUGACUGUGCACCCGACGUGCGCUGAGAAGGAGAAGGCGGCAGAGAAGUCGAAGUCUUCUGAGAAAGGGAAGGGGAAGGAGGCCGAGAAGGAUAAGGAGCCUUCGCCUAUUCAUUUUGGCGGGCGCAUGACUGCUACUUCGGUUAUGCAACUGGCGAAGGAGUGUAUGUGGUGCGCUGCAUCUGGCGCUAAGUGCGUCCUUGAAGACUCAAAUGCAAGGUGCAAUCCUUGCAUCAAGGCCAGGAAAGGUUGUUCCUUUGUCGCAGCCAAGAACAAGGAGCAUGCACCUGUUCUGACCAAGGACAAGGUUGCGCCUUCUUUGAAGUUGAGCACGCCGACUGCUGCCACUGUGCCCGAUGCUGGUGAAUCAGAGGUGGAGAUAGUCGGUGAGACUACCGCCAAUGAGGAUGUCACUGGUGGUGCGCCCUCACCUCACCUUGAGGCUCAACUUGAGGAGGUGCAGAUUGAGUCUGCGCAGCUUUGGCUUCACAACGCCGAAUUGGAGACAGAGGUGGCUAAGUAUCGGGAGACGCUUGUCGAUCUGCAACAGCACACUCAUGUGCAGGAGUCAGAAUUGCUCCACAUGAGCAACCAGCUGUAUUCUUUUGCAUGCAACUGGGGUUCUUGGGAGAAGGAGAUCGGCGAGAUGCUAGAGAAGUAG
Suillus discolor is the source of this 1083-nucleotide messenger RNA. RefSeq lists its product as uncharacterized. The record is from RefSeq and is a predicted model, not a curated record. The transcript is spliced from 5 exons. Lineage: Eukaryota; Fungi; Basidiomycota; Agaricomycetes; Boletales; Suillaceae. The coding region runs from base 1 to 1083 and encodes 360 amino acids.